GAAAAGUGCCUCAUAUCUUGUGAUACAUCAGAUAUUAAAUUUGAUAAUGGUAUAAAGAUUCUUUAUAACUGUACAUUUUGCAGAUCAAAAUUAAAUACAAAUCAUAAUUUAAUAGAGCAUUGCCAAGGAAGAAUGCAUAUGUGGAAAGCGAAACAAUUUUGUAAUAAGGCAUAUUCCAAUAUCAAUGACAAUACAAUGCCAUUAACAAAUCAAUUUAGUAAGAUAUCUAUUACAGAUAAGAUAUCACAAAAUACAGAAACAAUUGAUAAAUUGAUUUUAUCAACCGAUAUCUAUACUCAAGUUACCAAGUGUCUUCAUGAAUCACCAAUAUAUUCAAAAAUAUACAAGAUGGGAAAUGAAGAAAGCAUAAAGACAUGUAAAGAAACAUCCUUACCAGAACGUUUAAAUACACUGUAUGAUACCAGCUGUUUAAAAAUUGAAGAAGAAAUGUAUAGUUUAAAUGAAACAAAAAUGAAUGCAAUAAAAUCAAGGUUCAAAUUACUUAUGCCACACACAGAAAAAUAUUUCUAUUGUUUAGUUUGUGAUAUAAGUAUUUCAAAAGAGAUAUAUUUAUUAUAUGAACAUGUGUGUCUUCGAUCACAUGUUAAAAAUGUUAGUAAAAUCGAAGAAAAUGUGGAUACUAAAAAAUUGUCAAGACAAUAUAUAAAGGAAAUGCCAGAGGAUUUAAUAAAAUGUUAUCCUUGUGGGAACAUCUUUAAAAAUGAAUCUAUAAUGAUUGAUAUUCAUAUUAAUAGUGACAUACAUAAACAAAAUUAUACAAAGUUCAGCACAAUUAUAGAUACAACUUUCGAGUCCAUAUUGCAAAAUCUUAGUAAUUUGUGCUACAGUAUUGAAAGAUUCUCGUGCAUUUUGUGUGAAACAAAUUUUAAAUAUAAAAUGGAAUUUAUACGGCAUGUUAUAAAUCAUAUUCAAUCAUCAAAAUUGUAUAUGUUUGAUUUUUGUAUUCCAUGUGCCACUUUAUGGUACUGUAAAUGGAAUUCUUAUACAGAGCAUUGUAAUGACAUAAUACACAAAUAUUUAUCAAAAAGUAAAGAUUUUAUGAUUGAGGAUCUUCCACAAUGUAUAAGGAAACUGUUAACUCAAGUUGAUGAAACUGUUAAUAUUUUAUUUCAACAAACACAAGAUUUAUUAAAUGACAAUAUACAGGAGGAAGUGAAACAAUCGUUAGAAAAUAGCUUAAGAGUACACUUUCCAUCCAUCAAAGUAUUUUUAUUUGGUUCAAGAGUUAAUGGACUUGGAUUUGCUAAUAGUGAUAUAGAUGUAUACAUUGAUUGUGAAAAUACAUACUAUACAAAUAAUUCUGAGAGCUUAAGCAUUCAAUACCUUUCAUGUAUUGUACAAAUUUUAUGUGGACAAAAGGAAGAAUGGAAAGUGAAGGACAUACUGGAAGGAACUAGAACUCCUAUAAUAAAAUUAAUAUAUAAACGUGUAGGUGUAGAUUGUGAUAUUUCUGUCACAAAUGGUCUUUCUGUUGAGAAUUCUAAACUGAUACGGUUGGGAAACUGGGGUUGCACUACCUAAGACUAAUAAUGAAAUUGUGCAAUCAAUUCCAACAUUGUUACUGGGUUUUUUUAAGUUUUAUGCAAAAUUUGACUACCAA
Messenger RNA from Colletes gigas, 1621 nucleotides. RefSeq lists its product as uncharacterized. Gene Ontology annotation, biological process: RNA 3'-end processing. Gene Ontology annotation, molecular function: nucleotidyltransferase activity. The transcript is spliced from 3 exons. Bases 133 to 1542 code for a protein of 469 amino acids. The record is from RefSeq and is a predicted model, not a curated record. NCBI's taxonomy places the organism in Eukaryota, Metazoa, Arthropoda, Insecta, Hymenoptera, Colletidae.